This is a messenger RNA of Dacryopinax primogenitus, 1605 nucleotides long. RefSeq lists its product as uncharacterized. The record is from RefSeq and is a predicted model, not a curated record. Gene Ontology annotation, molecular function: UDP-glycosyltransferase activity. NCBI's taxonomy places the organism in Eukaryota, Fungi, Basidiomycota, Dacrymycetes, Dacrymycetales, Dacrymycetaceae. The transcript has 6 exons. Bases 1 to 1605 code for a protein of 534 amino acids.
AUGACAGCCCGGUCGGCGAUAUUCAAUGGUGAUCGUUGGUUACCCUCGUGCCAGGUCGACUUCGUCAAACGAGCGAAAGAUGAGAUGUCCCGUCAGUGCAUUUCGGAGGAGGAGCGCAAUUCGCUCCUAUCCCGUGUUCGUGUCAUCGCAUAUGGCGAUCCCCAGCCUGUUAUUACACCUGAGCUGGCGCAAAUUCUGUUGAGCAUGGAUCCUCGCGAGGUUCACGAUCCACCGUUGAAGACUUGCGCUGAUGGGGUCCAUAUGAUUAAUAAACUCAUGGAUGGACAGACCUUUAUCGACAAACUGGGUCAGGAAUGGGGCCCAGUUGGCGCCGUUCCAAAGAUUCUUGUUGCUGAUCUGGUGAUGGGGAAUAUCGUCCUUCCAGUGAAGGAGAAGUACAAUAUAUGGGUGUUCGUUUGGUGGGCUGGGAGUAUCGGAUCGUUCACCAGGGCCUUCGCCCCGCUGAAGCACGGAGGGCGUACAGAGGGAUAUUCCGAUGAGUGUGAAGCGAUCUUCGCUGAGCCAGAAAGACGGAAUGGACGAUCUUUCAGAGAGAUUGCACUUGAUAUGGGGAUCAGAGAUCACCGGGCGUCUGACAAUUUUGUACGCCUUGCUGGCAUGCCCCCCUACUUUCAGUGGGAAGAUUACCCCCAACCGGUGUGGCUCAUAGCGGUGUACAAUAUACUGAUUGGAGGGAAGAAGCUGGUCGAUGCCGCUGACGGGUUCUUGAUGACGACCUUGGAGGAACUAGAGCCAGAAGGACAUAAGGAUAUGAUCCAGUGGGCUCGCCGUCAUCGAGUCCUUUGCCUGGGUCCACAGCUUCCCGUGGCUUUGUUUUCUCAAGAUUCGCAGACUUCUGCCGAGGCUCUUGCGAAGCUGGAUGUCAAUUACAACGCAGUACCGGCGGCUAGUGUUGCCAACCAGAAUGGGAAUCAUAUGACCACAGUGGGGAUCAACGGGCACGUUUCAGUUGACCCUGCCAUUGCUUUCCUCGAUAGGUCGCUCGCGGAGUAUGGGCAGCACAGCGCAAUAUACGUCUCAUUCGGUUCACUCCUGUCCCCACAUGAAGCACACAUGAAGAUUCUCAUCGAGACCUUGCUGGCCUUGGAGAAGCCCAUGCCGUUCAUUAUCACUAAUGCCAGUGGAAGUUUGUCAGAUGAUCUCAAAGUUGCUACGGAAAAGAGCGGACGCGGACUGGUGGUCGCAUGGGCACCGCAGCAGGCGAUGCUCUCCCAUCCAAUAAGUGUUAUAUAUGUGGGAUUAGGGUGGAUGAUCACCCACUGCGGUGGUGGAGGAAUGUUCGAAUCUCUGUCUUCCGGUAUGCCCGUUAUCGCCUGGCCGUUCAUGGGCGACGAACCCCAGCACGCGCUGUGGAUUUCGCAAGUUCUUGAUACCGGAUUCGAACUGUUGCAGGUUCGCACUGGAGUCCCAGGAAAGCCUGGCCUGCGGAACGGCACUAGCAUCCCAAUUCUUGGCACAGCAGAAGCGAUCAGGACCGAACUUCAUGAGACGUUGCAGCGCGCGCAGGGCAAAGAUGGGGCGAGGAAGAGGGAGAAUGCGCAGAAGUUCAAGAAUAUGAUCUCCAAUGCGGUGAAGAAAGGCUGA